CUCGUUAUGUUUUUCAGUGUCGGGUGGAGUCUGCAUCCUGUCGCAUCUCUGCGGGGGAAGGAGGAGGAUUUUUUUCUAUUACUUUCUCAUUGACUAUUUGUUCCUGCCAAUACAUCGAAAUUAGUCCCUAAAGAUGACGACGACGACCACUUUCCAAGGAAUGGACCCUGGUGCUAAGAGCAGUUCCAGGGUACUACGACCGCCAGGUGGGGACUCCAGCUUCUCCCUCGGCUCAGAUGAAAACACCACCCCCCAGCGUAAGAACAAGAUGGCCUCCAGCAUCUUUGCAGAACCUGAUGACCCUCACGCUCAUCGAAGGAACAAUCCACCAACUGGAGCACCAACAGGAACCCUGUGCGGGGAGCCCUCUGCCCCCCUGAGGCGCUGCCAGCAGCCUCUCCUCUUCCCCAAAAACCCCCAGCCCGAGCUGACCACCAUCCACAACUCUGGAGCGGCCUUGGUGUGGACCCAGAGACAAGAGGUUCCAAAUGGCCAAGAAGCAGCAAACGAAGAGUGUCCUGAAGACGGAGAACAGGAGGAGCAUGAGGAGCAGAAGGAGACGUCACAGCCCUCCGCCCCGUCGGGAGUUGCCAACGCCACCGCAGGGGGCCGAAGAAACCCCCCUGGUGGAAAGUCCAGCCUCAUCCUGGGUUGAGACCACUCGUUUUGUUUUGUUUUUUUUUUUUCAUUCGAACGCUUUUUUAUUUUUUAAAGAUAAAUACCCCCACCACUCUUUCCCUCCUCAUCAAGCUGUCACCUUCCUCCCUCCUUCACCUUCCUCACAUGUCGUCACAUCCAUGGACCUGCGUGUCCCCGUCCCUCCACCCUCAGACCUUUUGUUUUGAUCCUAUUUUCUAUUAAAAAAAGAAAACUGUUGACAAAAGCACUUUAUGUAUCUCUCUCUCUCUCUCUGCUCCCCACCUUUCCAUUUCAGCCCAUCCUGUAGUGCAUCGCGCCUGCUGGGAAAGGCAUGACGUUUAGCUUGUCCCUCAUUCUCCCCUGUUGUAAAUGGUAAAGGAAAAAAUACUAAAAAAGAUUUGAUGCGUGGAUUUCUAAAUACAAUAAAGAUUGAUAUGAAUUUGC
Cheilinus undulatus (humphead wrasse) is the source of this 1083-nucleotide messenger RNA. Its product is annotated as jupiter microtubule associated homolog 1-like. Gene Ontology annotation, cellular component: nucleus. The record is from RefSeq and is a predicted model, not a curated record. The coding region runs from base 134 to 655 and encodes 173 amino acids. NCBI's taxonomy places the organism in Eukaryota, Metazoa, Chordata, Actinopteri, Labriformes, Labridae. The transcript has 5 exons.